This is a messenger RNA of Cyanistes caeruleus (blue tit), 455 nucleotides long. The record is from RefSeq and is a predicted model, not a curated record. Lineage: Eukaryota; Metazoa; Chordata; Aves; Passeriformes; Paridae.
CCUGUCCGCCGUCCGCAGGCCAAGAUCAAGGCCCGAGAUCUGCGCGGGAAGAAGAAGGAGGAGCUGCUGAAGCAGUUGGACGAUCUGAAGGUGGAGCUGUCGCAGCUGCGCGUGGCCAAAGUGACCGGCGGGGCCGCCUCCAAGCUGUCCAAGAUCCGUGUGGUGCGCAAAUCCAUUGCCAGAGUGUUGACUGUCAUCAACCAGACCCAGAAGGAGAACUUGAGAAAGUUCUACAAGGGCAAGAAGUACAAACCCCUGGAUCUGCGGCCCAAGAAGACUCGGGCCAUGCGGCGCAGGCUCAACAAGCACGAGGAGAACCUGAAGACCAAGAAGCAGCAGCGAAAGGAACGAUUAUACCCGGCCCGGAAAUUUGCUAUCAAGGCAUAGCCCUGAGCAAGCUGCAGCUCCAGGCUGGGGGGCUGGGGAUGGCUCAUUAAAUGGAGUUUGGUUUGGAA